Dovyalis caffra is the source of this 314-nucleotide messenger RNA. NCBI's taxonomy places the organism in Eukaryota, Viridiplantae, Streptophyta, Magnoliopsida, Malpighiales, Salicaceae. The record is from the annotation of a GenBank genome assembly.
GUACACGUGUGCUUAUGUCUGGUGGUAUCAGAGCAUCAGAGGAAGAAGAAGGAGGAGGAGGAGAAGAGAAAGGAAAAGAAGAAGAAGAAGAAGAAGAAGAAGAAGAAGAAGAAGAAGAAACUGUAGUUCCACAAAUUAAACCAGAUGCUAUUUUGAUCAGUAUCCACAAAUUAAACAAGAUCGCUAUUCGCUCUCUCUCUCUGUCUCCUGGGAAACCGCUAUAUAUUAGAGUAUGUGAUCCUCAUGGAUGUGACCUGUCUGCAAGUCACCACCAUGCCUUCAUGGGCUUUAGAAUUAGUGAUGUUGAUGAGUGA